AGCGGAAAUCGCCUUCCAACCUAACUUCCUUAGUGACAACGCAGCAGUGGAACAAUAGCGUCACUGGUCCCGCCUUCACCGAGCAGCCAGGAAGAACCACAUUCAUACCAGCUGCCCCGGAUCUCUCCGGCUGUUUCGGUUUAUGCUUUACCGACUGCUGAGCUGUGUAACCCGGAAAGCGACGGCCUCAGCUUUUUACCGACUGCCUGCUCUGAUAAUGAAGCCGCAGGUUUAUUUCGUUCUCGGGGGCCCCGGAGCCGGGAAAGGCACCCAGUGCGCCAAGAUCGUGGAGAAAUACGGCUACACCCACCUGUCAGCUGGAGACCUGCUGAGAGCGGAGCGAGGGAGGCCAGGCUCGGAGUUCGGAGAGCUCAUUGAGAACUACAUUCGGGACGGGAAGAUCGUGCCAGUGGAGAUCACCAUCAGUCUGCUGCAGAGGGCCAUGGAGGAGACGAUGAAGUCGAAUGAGGAGAACAACAAGUUCCUGAUUGACGGCUUCCCCAGAAACGAGGACAACCUGCAGGGCUGGAACAGGACCAUGGACGGCAAGGCGGACGUGAAAUCCGUGCUCUUCUUCGACUGCUGCAAUGAGGUGUGCAUCGACAGGUGUUUGGAGAGGGGGAAGAGCAGUGGCCGCAGUGAUGACAACAGAGAAAGUCUAUUAAAAAGGAUUCAGACGUAUGUGCAGUCCACCAAACCCAUUAUAGAGCUGUAUGAAAAGCAGGGCAAGGUCCACACCAUAGACGCCUCCAAAACUGUGGAUGACGUAUUUGCUCAUGUACAGAAAAUCUUUGACAAGGAAGGAUAAAGCCUGAAUGAGAGAACCAGCCUUUGAAAACUAUAAACCGUGCGCUCUGCAGAUAGCUGUUGGAACAUUCUCUUUUUCUUUCUCUGUUUUUAUAUAUAAAUAUAAAUAUUUUAUUUUUACUUGGUGGGAUAAAUGCUGUUUUUUAAUGUUUUGUGGAGGUAACUGAGAUCUGUACAAAACUCGAUUUAAAAUAAUUAAAUUUAAAAUAAAUAAAUAAAUAAAUACAAAAUAAUUAAGCUCUGGGGCUGACUAAGAAAUGUGCACGCGGUGAGGAAAGCCUUUCUACUGUCUGGGCUCACACAGGGGCAGGCUGGUCUGGAAACACAUUGUAUACUGCAGACCGCUCCAGGUUUAAUUGCACUGCCUGUUGUUGGGGUUAAGGACUCCCUUAGCAGUGGCCUGACCCAAGGACCAAAUCAGCUGCCUUCCACAGUCACUGCUCUUGUGUCAUAUAGGUACUUAGCCUUUUUUUAAUGAAAGUGAUCAAAUCGUUGGUGUGCAGCUGCUGACGGGUCUGGGGUUUGCACAGAUUUCCAUUUCAUCUGGCUUCUAAUUGUAAUAGUCACAGUCUGACAAAAGUAGGUUACUGCUGUGCACAGAUCUGGCAGAUGUUUACAUAAGGAGUUUGUCAUGAUUAGGGCUCUCUAUUACCUUGUGGUGGACAGGGUGUGCAUUGCCUUUAAGCCAGAUUCCAGGUUAUAGUGCAUGCACUACAAGCUUACACUUUCAUUAUCAUUAAUAUUAUUAUUACUGUAUUUGUAUACAUGUGUAAAUCAGGAUUCCACUUUGGAGUUGCAUCUUAUUUGGUUUCUGUACCAGCUUUAUGCAGAUCUCAGAGACGGAGGGCAGGAAUGAAUUGGGAGUCCUAUGGCAUCCUCGGACAUGGUGUGUAUUUUAUUUGUUGGAGUGUUUUUCUUGACGUAUCCUCUCGUUUGUGAGAGAGUCCUGCCCAGGCAGCAAGAUGCAUCCUUACCGGACCUCUGCCCUGGCUGCAUGUCCUUUAGAAUCAAGAAAAAUGAAUAUAGAACAGAUGAGAUGGUGUGUAUUGAGGGAAAUUCAUUUUAGGAAUUCUGAAAUUGUUAUGUAAAUUGCUUGGGAACUCCCAUAGGAAUGGUAUUGGGUUAGGAAUACAAUGGAUGCACUGUAGUGCUAUGGUAAACCAGAGUCUGAAUGCAGAAACUCCAGAUGGCUGGAAAGGCAUUUCAAUUUGGUGCACCAGUCCCCUUAUGAUGGGAUACAUAGGAAUCUCCUGGGUUAGAAAGGUAUAGGAGUGGGUGAGCAGAGAUUUAUUUUGUAUUUAUCUCCUCUGCCUGCUGGAGAGCUUUGUUACAAAGUUGCUUGGAUCUGUUGGAUCUCGGUUCAACAACCCAGCUUUGGCAAACGGUGACGUAAGGGUUGUGGAAGAGGAAGUCAAGUUUUUUACAAACCGUGAUGCACUGCAGUCUAGUGCCUCAUAUGAGUGAAUCUUCAAGCCUUUGAUAACUGGACCAUUGUAGUUCACCUCCCCUUCCAUAGAUCCUCUUUACAUUUUGAUUGUUUCUAAAUGAAGUUCCUGCUCACCCUAAUGCCCAGUCCUCUCCCCACAUCUGCAGCUCUUAGAGUCUCUGAAGCGGGACACGGCUUGCAUCCCAAACCUGCCACAGUGUGUUCUGUACUCGUGUUUGCUUGUAUUUCUGCUGCUUUGGUACGAUACUGUUUGCUAUUAAAGACAAUUAUAUGCAUUUUUCAUGUAAUCAUGGGGGGGGAAAGGACCAGUUUGGUUUUAACUUAGUGUGUUUUAUCUAAGUAAGUCUCAUUUUAAAACAAAUAAAGCCCUCUUAACUCUU
This is a messenger RNA of Acipenser ruthenus (sterlet), 2634 nucleotides long. RefSeq names its product UMP-CMP kinase-like. The record is from RefSeq and is a predicted model, not a curated record. Gene Ontology annotation, molecular function: ATP binding; UMP kinase activity. Gene Ontology annotation, biological process: 'de novo' pyrimidine nucleobase biosynthetic process; CDP biosynthetic process; UDP biosynthetic process. The transcript is spliced from 6 exons. Gene Ontology annotation, cellular component: cytoplasm; nucleus. The coding region runs from base 143 to 808 and encodes 221 amino acids. NCBI's taxonomy places the organism in Eukaryota, Metazoa, Chordata, Actinopteri, Acipenseriformes, Acipenseridae.